Aedes aegypti (yellow fever mosquito) is the source of this 1289-nucleotide messenger RNA. Its product is annotated as putative odorant-binding protein A10. The record is from RefSeq and is a predicted model, not a curated record. Bases 544 to 882 code for a protein of 112 amino acids. Lineage: Eukaryota; Metazoa; Arthropoda; Insecta; Diptera; Culicidae. The transcript has 2 exons.
CUGCCGACCGUCGUGACGAUCAGUUCAGUCCAGGAACUUCCGAUAGCAUCGAAUUUCCCCCAGUGCAACCCGCAACAACCAUAUCAGUGCGCUUCCGACGCGACGAACCAUUCAAAACCGACAGACAUAUCAUUGUGAAGUUAUUGCAACAGAGUUGUAAAGGUCUCUCGCGUAAUGAUAUUAGUUCGGUGUAAUCGACCGUGUAAUUGAGCAGCUUCCGGUGGUCGCAGUUUAGCACCGUACCCACAACACGUGUGUUUCAUCCUUCCUGCUUAAUCAACGUGUAAUCCGUCGUCGUAACUGAGGCCCUUAUCAGGCCCAAUUUAACGUGCGGUUAAAGGUUUUAGUGCCCGAGGAGGAACGGCCUUUUGUGAGUUAUCGUGUGUGGAGUUGAUUCCAUCAGGCCAAAGUAGAAGGCUUCCCUAAUUCAAUUGUGCGAAUAAGUGCUUCGUUCUCUGCUGUUUGGUUUAUUGCCUUGCCUUGAGUGGCGGCUUAGUGCGUUCCGGAUACUACUUAGUCCAGAGAAUAUAAUACGACUGCAGCAUGAAUACAACGAAGCUAGUUAUGCUAUCGGCGACUCUGAUCGUUGCCUUGAUGGUGUUCAAUUGGCCACAGCCGGCUGCCGCCAACGACAGUCAGAAUCUGAACCGGCUGCUCAACAAUCAGGUCAUCGUCAGCCGGCAGAUUAUGUGCGUCCUGGAGAAGAGUCCGUGCGAUCAGCUGGGACGGCAGUUGAAAGCGGCCCUCCCCGAAGUGAUACAACGAAACUGUCGCAACUGUUCGCCGCAGCAGGCCCAGAAUGCCCAGAAGUUGACCAAUUUCCUGCAGACACGCUACCCGGAAGUGUGGGCCAUGUUGAUACGUAAAUACGGUGCAGUUUAAAAGCGGAGAACGGCAGCACCAUCCAAAACUAUCACCCAGCCACUCACCAACACCAUCAUCACCAGAGAAUCUGCAUUCAUAGCCGUGAAAGUUUAGAUUGGAUUUUUAUUGGGAUGCAAAUGGGUAAAUUUUGUUUCCUGUGAGAAUUUAAUUCUCUCCGUUACGAGACAGUUUGAUGAGUUUUUAACGAGCUGCAGUAGUUUGGGGGAAUGGUCCCUUUUUACAACGACGAUUCAGAAACCCUUUUCUCAUUUAGGUAAUAAAGAAAACUUAGACACAAAUGAAAUGUGAUAAAUCCAUAUCCCGAAGAAAUGAAAGAUACAUAUGUUUUCUAGUCCCAUUUGAACAAGAUCCAUAUCAUUAUAAGUUCCAACAGUUUGUUCCAUUAUACAUCGUAGUUUUCGAAA